Molecule: messenger RNA, 2066 nt
Organism: Megalops cyprinoides (Indo-Pacific tarpon)
Lineage: Eukaryota; Metazoa; Chordata; Actinopteri; Elopiformes; Megalopidae
Product: PHD finger protein 21B-like
Exons: 14
Coding region: 41-1753 (570 amino acids)
Source: RefSeq, a predicted model, not a curated record
UGCUUCGAAAGUGGACGAAAAGUGCUUUGGGAGUCGAACAAUGGAACUACAAGGCCUGCAAGAGGCGUUGAAAGUGGAGAUUUCGUGUCAUCAGGAUGGCGAGGUUAUGAAACAACUACACGAAAGGCAAUCAUCAGUAACAACCCUAAGCGAAAAACAAAAGCUGGCUGUCAGGGGCUGCCCCGUGGGGAGCACCAAGCCCCUCUCCCUCGUCAAGCCCAGCCAGAGCAUAGCCAUCUCCGUGACGCCGGCGAAGGCUGCCGUCUCCAUGGUGACCGCGCACAUGAACGGACAAAAGGCUCCGGGGCCCGAGCCGCUGCAGACGGCUCCCGGCAACCUGCAGACGGCGGGAAAAGUAGCGGGGAGCGGUCUCUCUCUGAGCAGGAGGGCCGGAGAGCCGCCCCACUCUCAGAUGCUGGGGAAUCUUUCGGCUGUUCCCAUCAGGGUGCCUCAGGUCAGCUCCCUGACCCGGCUGGCAGUGCAGGCUCCCACAGUGCCACCUCAGGUUAGGCCAAAGACCCUGAUCCCAGACAGCCUCCCCCACAGCCCCAGCCAGGAGCAGCAGGCCAGCAGGCCCCCGAGCCUGCAGAGGGCCACUGCCGUGGUGAGCCCCCGAACCCAGAGCCUCGCUCCGCCCUCCUCCAACAGCACCGCCUCCCUGCCCACGCAGCUUCCCAAUGGGCGCGCCGAUCCCUUGCCCCUGCCGCCCACCAGCGCCCCCGCCUCCGUCAGCGGGGCGGGCGUGGCCUACGCCAUCAUUUCCGCCUCGCCCGCCGGCCCCGUGUCCGUGUCGGCCGUCAGCGAGGCCGUGAAGGUGCAGCCGCUGCUGCUCAGUGCCGACAGCAAGGUGAUAAUAAUCCAGCCCCAGGUUCCGAGCAGCUCUCAGAAUUCACCUGAGCCGCAGCCCAGCUCCCCCGCCCAGGAGACCACCCCCGCCCCGUCACCUCCCACCAAAAAGAAGAAGGACGAGGACUCCGAGAAAAUCGCUUUCAUGGUUGCCCUCGGCCUCGUGACCACAGAACACCUGGAAGAGAUCCAGAGCAAGAGGCAGGAGAGGAAGAGACGAAGCACAGCCAACCCGGCCUACAGCGGCCUGUUCGAACCCGAGCGCAAGCGAAAUUACCUGAACAGUCCGCUCUUCAUGUCAGCUAGAGACACCGAGGAUCUGUGCUGGAAGGUAGGUAGUGAGCAUGACGAGCACUGCGUCGUGUGUAAGGAGGGCGGAGACCUGCAGCCCUGCUACAACUGCACCCGUGCCUACCACCUCGACUGCCUCCAGCCCCCUCUCAGCGCUCCGCCCAAAGGGACGUGGCUGUGCCCCAAGUGCCAAAAAAAGGUACUAAACAAAGACAAUAUGCCAUGGCCCCAGAAUUUUGUCCAGUCUUACGUAACACACAAAACAGUGAGGCUGGAGGAGAAGAGAAAGCUGAGGAAGAGGAACAGCGAGCUGAAGAAGGAGUACUCCUUGCUGGACGAACAGGACCAGACGCUGAGCCAGGCCCUCGUGAAAUGCAUGGAUCUGAAGAACAGCCUUCUGGGUCAGCAGAAGGAGACUCAGGCCUCCCUGGAGCGCCUGAGGAGCCUGAUUCGUCUCAUCCAGCGAGACCAGGUCAUCCAGGUCACCAUGACGGCCACCACCACGGGGGCCUCCCUGCUCUCCCUGCCCUGGAUCAAACCCACCAGCACAGUGCUCCCUGCUGGCAGCUCCGCGCUACUGCAGAAGAGCCUGCCCCAGACCCAGGGCAACAACUGAACCACGACCACAUUGCCAACCUCACCGACCCCCCGCACCACUACGAGCCAAGAGGCCACCUGCCAAAACACUGGCCACCUUCCGCGUAAUCACACAAAACAGACUUCUUUUUUUAAACUUGUGCAGUGCCGUUAAGAGGUAUUCAUGGACAGAGAGAAAGCUGUUCACCCAAUGAGGUUUUUGGAGGAAUCAUUGUGGCAAAGCGGUGUAUCCUAAAACAUGGUUUGGCGCGAGUAGUAUUUUUUAAACCCAACACCUUCAGUGCUUGAGAGAUUUUUUUAACUCAUUGUUUUUUUAAUUUUCUUAAUUAAUG